GCUUUUGAAAAAUAAAAGUAAAAGCACAAUGGGCCUUUAAACCAUAUUUCCUAAAAAAUCCUUAUACAUGUACAUGACGAAUUUAAUAUAAAAAUGUCUUGUAUUUUUCAGAUUCUGACCUAUCCAAACAACAAACCUACCAAACUUCUCGGUACACAGUAAGACAUUGGUAAAUAGGUGUAUAGCAAAAUAACCGCCGACUUUCGAAUCAAUUCCCGACAACUGUAGGUGGUUAAAAGAACAAACGUUUCCACAUUGUUUUUCAAGGAGCUGACGCAGAACUAUUUCCUAAUUCACCAUGUUGAUUAAAUAAGCAAAACAACUCGAUAUUAAACGAACAAAUGCAGGGCAAGAUUAACACAGUGUCGAAUAUUUCGUGUUUAUUGUCUACCUUUAAACGCAAUUCUAAGAAAUGUGUAAUUGUUGUCGGCUUUCUGGCAAUGUUUGCUAUGGUGUUAAUGAUACAAUAUAUAAAUGAAACCCAGAAAAGACAGAUUUUAAUCUUCAACUCAAGAAAAAUAGCUAGUAUUACAACCGCAAACAAUGGAGUGCUGUCCAGAGUAAACCCAGUAUAUAGAGCACCGACCGAACAGCUAAAGGUCAAGGUCGUUACAAGCUCGUUCGUAUCUAAAAUAACUCCUAAACCAAAUUUAAAACGUCUCAUAAAUGCUACUAAAACCAAAUAUCCAUUAACUGUGAACGCUCCGUACAUGAUGGAAAAUCCGGAACUUUGUACGUCAGUUCGGAAUUUAUCAGUUCUAGUGAUUGUGCACACGGCACCAGAUCAUUUUGAAAGAAGACAAGCUAUGAGGGACACGUGGCUGAACGACACGUACUAUUCGCAUUUGGGCAGUGCGCGCGUCCUCUUCUUGCUAGGACGUGUUAAAAACAAGGAGCUUCAGAUGAAAUUAGAAAUGGAAUAUAAAGCGCAUCGGGAUUUACUUCAAGGUGACUUUAUUGAUGCAUAUAGAAAUUUGACACACAAGGGUGUUAUGGGAUUCAAAUGGAUAUCAGAGAAAUGUAGAAAUGCAAAAUAUAUCCUUAAAGUAGACGAUGAUGUGAUAGUAAAUAUGUUUAAGUUUUUCAUAGAAUAUCUGCCGAAGUAUAAAGGCAAAACAAAACAAAUAUUAUGUAAUCAUAUUUACCCAGGAACAAUGUUAAUCAUUAGAGAACGAAAGAGUAAAUGGUAUGUCGACGAAAGCCAUUUUAAAGGACAGAAGUUCUACCCCAGGUAUUGCAGCGGUUUUAUGGUUAUGUUUACAAAUGACGUCAUACCGGCCAUUUAUAGAUCUGCGUCACUGACGCCAUUUUUUUGGGUUGACGAUGUCUAUUUAUAUGGGCUGGCUCCCGGAAAUGUACCGGGGAUACAUUAUAAUGGUUUAAAGAAAGGGAGCCAUCAGUUAAAUGGCCAAAGUGCAAUUAAAUGCUAUAGAAACGCUUCUCGGGCUUGUGACUUUCUGGUAGCAGGUGCUGGAAAACGUGAAGUUAUGGUGGAGAUUUGGUCAAAUAUGGUCAAUCUUCACCAAAAAUAUCUCAUGGAAAAGAGACUACUGACGACGGAGCAAACAACUUUUCAGUAUGAUACAAGCACAGCUUCUAGUUCAUUUGAAAAUAAUAAAUCUGUGAAACAAAUUUCAGAUGAAAAAGCUAAACUCGAUCUCAUAAUGAAAGGUAAACAACUUAUUGUAGGAAAGCUGGUAAAUAAAUUAGAAACCGGAAACGGAAAUAUAUGAUACUCGGCGUGUAAGUAGGCCUAUAUACAGACGACAAUGUUUCAGAAUGAAUUUAGUGUCUCUUGCAAAACCAUUUUAUUAAUAUCAUUAGCUCAACUUCAGCAUUCUUGUUAAAUUUGUUAAAUACAUAAUAGAAUGUUUUACCGGAAUGAUUUAUUUUAUUUCUCAUCUGCUUGUUACUUAUGUCACGUGUUAUUUAUUUCUUGUCAUGCCAUAUUUAUAUAUUGUUCGUUAGUUGUCCUUACAAGUGAAUACACGUUGUAAUAAAAAUAUUUUGAUUCUAAAAAAAA
Messenger RNA from Ruditapes philippinarum (Manila clam), 2023 nucleotides. Its product is annotated as UDP-GalNAc:beta-1,3-N-acetylgalactosaminyltransferase 1-like. Gene Ontology annotation, cellular component: membrane. Bases 342 to 1733 code for a protein of 463 amino acids. Lineage: Eukaryota; Metazoa; Mollusca; Bivalvia; Venerida; Veneridae. Gene Ontology annotation, molecular function: hexosyltransferase activity. The record is from RefSeq and is a predicted model, not a curated record. The transcript has a single exon.